ACUAGAAAAAGAAAGAUGGGUCGGCAUUCUUGCUGCAACCAACAAAAGGUUAAGAGAGGUCUUUGGUCCCCUGAGGAAGAUGACAAACUCAUCCAAUACAUUACCACUCAUGGCUAUGGCUGCUGGAGUGAAGUUCCAGAAAAAGCUGGGCUUCAAAGGUGUGGUAAGAGUUGUCGCCUGAGAUGGAUUAAUUAUUUGAGGCCUGAUAUUAGAAGAGGCAGGUUUACACUUGAAGAGGAAAAGCUAAUUAUAACCCUUCACAGCCUUGUUGGCAACAGAUGGGCUCACAUUGCUAGCCACUUGCCUGGUAGAACAGACAACGAAAUAAAGAACUAUUGGAACUCUUGGAUCAGAAAGAAAAUAAGAAAGCCUUCAUCAAUCACUAAUCCUCCACAAAGUGUUGAUCAUCACCAUCCCCUUCAGCUCAAUUAUAAUUUGAAUAAAGUAGAUCACUUUGCUAACCAAGACAAUACAAUAGCAAAGCCACCGUUACAAGAUACCUUAUUUUCUCCCACACGCCCUAUAUUUAUGUUUGACACUACUUCAACAGAAGUCACCACCAAUGCAUCUGCAGUACUCUUCCAAGAGACAUUUGAUUUGAGUCCUGAAACGUGGCACUUGAGCAAUCAUCAAGUCGAAGCCAUUACUCCUCAUCUUCCAACAACUUUUACAGCAGCUGAAGUAAUUGAUCCUACUAAUUAUUAUCUGCCACCAUUGAUAGAGAACGAGGAAAACGUUGUGCCAAUUGAGUCUUGCAAUGUGAAAGAUGAAGGAGAAGUAAUUACACUGGAAUCAAUGCAGAGGCAAGAGUUGAAUAGUGAUUGGGUGGAGACCCAACAGCAAUGUCCUAGCUUUCUUUUCUGGGACAAUACUCACAAUAGUAAUUUUGAUGUACAACUUGGAGGGGGAGAACUAGCACCAAAUUCAUCAAAUAUGGGAACAAACACACUUUCUCCUUUUCCAUUUUCAACUUUAAUCAUUUCCGAGAAGAACCGUAAGGAGAUCUGCAAAUACCUCUUCCAAGAGGGAGUUUGCUUUGCGAAGAAGGACUACAAUCUUGCCAAGCACCCUGAGAUCGAUGUGCCGAAUCUGCAGGUGAUUAAGUUGAUGCAGAGCUUCAAGUCAAAGGAGUAUGUGAGGGAGACUUUUGCUUGGAUGCACUAUUACUGGUUCCUCACCAACGAUGGCAUUGAGUUUUUGAGGACUUACCUCAAUCUUCCCUCUGAAAUCGUGCCUGCUACUCUCAAGAAGCAGGCUAAGCCUGCUGGCAGGCCAUUCGGUGGCCCAGGCGGUGAUCGCCCUAGGGGCCCACCUCGCUUCGAGGGUGAAAGGAGAUUCGGUGGUGAUCGUGAUGGAUACCGUGGAGGUCCUCGUGGUGGUGAGUUUGGUGACAAGGGCGGAGCUCCUGCUGACUACAGGCCAUCUUUUGGGGGUCCUGGUGGAAGGCCUGGCUACGGUCGUGGUUCUGGUGGUUUUGGAGCACCAACAAGUUCCAAUGCUCCUGAAAUGUAAUGAUUUAUGCUCUAGUUUUUGCAGUUUUGGCUGUCCAUGGAGUCAAUAGUUGUUCCCCCCUCUAAUAGUUCUUUCAUCCGGCUUACAUUUUUACGUUUGAAUUUUAAUAUUCAGUUAUUUAUGUGAUGAAGAUUUUGAAUGA
This is a messenger RNA of Lotus japonicus, 1654 nucleotides long. Its product is annotated as transcription factor MYB74-like. Lineage: Eukaryota; Viridiplantae; Streptophyta; Magnoliopsida; Fabales; Fabaceae. The transcript has 7 exons. Bases 16 to 1512 code for a protein of 498 amino acids. The record is from RefSeq and is a predicted model, not a curated record.